ACUUCAUGUUCUCUCUGAUGGAGAUUUUGUUUCGUUUCCGUACCGCUUGUAAAGUACCGUGAUACGGACAGUUACGUGUGGGCAUAAAAGCAUUCACACAUGAAGUGCAGAUAUAAAUAGAAACCCCGGCGAUCAAUUAAAAUGUGCAUACAGGGAGACCAAAAACGGUGCCAUCCAUGUAUACCCUUCAACCACGCGUAUGCAUCUCCAGCUCCAGGUCAUCCAUCUCCCCUAAAGCUGCUCGUCUAUCUCAUCAGAAAGCAUCCACUGGAAAGCCGUAUUUCAGGGAGAUUCAGGUGCAUCUAAGCUCCAAACUGGGAGAGGCAUCAAAUGCCAUGAACAGUACUUACCAACAGCUGCUGGAUUCAUUUGUUGAUCACACCUUCACAUUCAAAUGUCAACCUUUGCGUCCCACUGAGAGCAAUUUUGCACCAGUCGACGAGAUCGGGGAGAUCACACGGGUUAUAGAGAUUGAAGGAGAGAUUCCAGCAGAUUUUCCUGAGGGUGUCUACAUAAGAAAUGGCGGAAACCCUCUCUAUGGAGGCCUCCAAUCUGUUAGUUCCAUUUUCGGGCAGUCCCAUAACAUCUGGGUGGAAGGAGAAGGCAUGCUCCAUGCUGUAUACUUCUGCAAAAGUAAUAACAGCACAUGGUCAAUCUCGUACAAUAACCGCUACGUGCAAUCUGAAACAUUUAGGAUUGAGAAAGAACGUCAGAAACCAUGCUUUCUCCCUAUGACCGAUGGGAACCCUCCCGCCAUGCUCAUCGCCUCUGUUCUUAACACAGUAUGGUGCCUGCUGCUAUUACUACAUCGCAUUUCUUCUGUAAUUUUUUUGGGAUUGUCGCAAACAUUUUGGAAAUGCUAUAUGUUGACUGUUGAGUAUGUGCAGCUGAGAUUCCGAAAGGUAAUGAAAAGCAUGAGCAACACUAGCGUGUUUGAGCAUGCAGGGAGAGUUUAUGCAGCAUCAGAGGAUGAUGUUCCCCACGAGGUUGACUUGCAUAACCUCAGUACACUAGGCAGCUGGCAUCUCGGUGGUGAAUGGAAGUUGCCAUUUACAGCACACCCCAAGGUAAUCCCUGGGUCAAAAGAGAUGGUCAUUUUCGGGAUCAAUGCGGUACAGCCUUUCCUAACAGUUGGCAUAAUCUCAGAGGAUGGAGAAAAACUUAAACAAAAGGUUGGUCUCAAGCUAGACAGAUGCACAUAUUGUCAUGAAAUUGGGGUCACGGGGACGUACAACAUCAUCAUAGAUUCACCACUUACCCUCAACCCAACUAGGAUGCUAAGAGGGGCUCCAGUGCUUGAGUUUGAAGAGGAAAGCUAUUCAAGAAUUGGGGUUAUGCCCCAUUACGGUGAUGCAGACUCAGUAAUAUGGUUUUAUGUAGAACCAUUCUGCACAUUCCAUCUUGUCAAUUGCUUCGAGGAAGGUCAUGAGGUUGUAGUAAGGGGAUUUCAUGUACCAAGUUCUGCGAUUAUGGGUCCAAGGCAGAAGAACAUGGUUAUGGAUACUUCCAGUCAAGAACCAAAUGAAGAGAACUUUUCUCGCUUGUAUGAAUGGAGAUUGAACCUAAAAACAAGGACUGUUGCAGGCAAAUACUUAACUAGCUUAGAUGUUGCCUUGGAAUUCCCAGUUAUCAAUGAUAAAUUUUCUGGCCUACGCCAUAGGUACGCAUAUGUACAAGUGGCGGAUUGUUCAGCUUGUUUCGGAGGUGGUCAUGAAAUAGCUCGACCAAAGUUUAUUGGUUUUGCAAAACUUUGUCUUGAAGAAAAACAAAACAUAGCUACUAAGCAGAUAGACAGAGAAGAUCUAAUAAAGGUAGAGUAUCAUCAGCUAGCAAAAAAUCAAUUCUGCUCAGGAGUAACGUUUGUGCCUAAGGCAGCAGGUGCGCAUGAAGAUGAUGGCUGGAUAGUUUCAUUUGUUCAUGAUGAGGAAACCAAUAUAUCAAAAGUACACAUCAUUGACGCCCGAAACUUUGAGAGUGAACCUAUAGCCAAGAUAAUAUUACCACAAAGAGUACCCUAUGGUUUGCAUGGAGCAUUCAUUACAAAAAGAACAUGACAAGAGGGAUUAUUCUUUAAGUAUGCCAUUUACAAUUAACUUUAUAUAGUCUAUAGUGACAACUGCCAAGAUGUAUUUAUAAAUGAUGUGAUGAUUUGAGAUAAUGUACAUUGUUCAAUCUUGAGGGUGCAAGUUGUGGAACUAGAUUGGUGCCACCUUAUCAUGAAAGAUACUCUGUAUCUUCUUUUUCUGGAAAUUGCUUGUACCCAUAAAUAUAUCAGUUAGAUAGCAUAAUCUUUGUUCAGUUGUUC
Messenger RNA from Oryza sativa Japonica Group (Japanese rice), 2305 nucleotides. RefSeq names its product carotenoid 9,10(9',10')-cleavage dioxygenase. The record is from RefSeq and is a predicted model, not a curated record. Gene Ontology annotation, biological process: carotene catabolic process. Gene Ontology annotation, cellular component: chloroplast stroma. Gene Ontology annotation, molecular function: carotenoid dioxygenase activity. NCBI's taxonomy places the organism in Eukaryota, Viridiplantae, Streptophyta, Magnoliopsida, Poales, Poaceae.